Molecule: messenger RNA, 3096 nt
Organism: Elgaria multicarinata webbii
Lineage: Eukaryota; Metazoa; Chordata; Lepidosauria; Squamata; Anguidae
Gene: SAC3D1
Product: SAC3 domain containing 1
Exons: 2
Coding region: 1-1107 (368 amino acids)
Biological process (GO): spindle assembly; centrosome duplication
Cellular component (GO): centrosome; nucleus; spindle
Source: RefSeq, a predicted model, not a curated record
AUGGAGAGCGCGGCGCCGGGCGCGCCUCCUGCGCCGCCUCGGGGCACGUGCCCGGGGAUGUGCCCGGCCGAGGAGUUCGCGCGCCGGCGGCGCCAGGGCCGCCUGCACGGGCUGGAGCUGGGGCCCCCUCCGGAGCGGCGCCCGUCGCCGUCGCGGGCCGUGAAGGAGUACUCGCGGCCGGCCGCCGGCAAGCCCCCGCCGCGGCCCGAGCAGCUGCGCCCGCCGCCCGUGCUGCUGGCCACGGUGCGGCACCUGCUGGCCACGGGGGGCGAGGAGGGCGAGGGGCGCGCGGCGGCGGCGGCGGCGGCCGAGCGCUGCGCCUUCGUGGCGGACCGGCUGCGCGCCGUGCGCCUGGACCUGACGCUGCAGCGGGUGUCGGGCCGGCCGGGGGCGGCGCUGCUGGAGCGCGCGCUCGUCUACCUGCUGCACGCCGGCGCGCGCCUGGCCGCCCGCGGCGACGCGCACCUGCACCGCGCCCAGGUGCAGGAGACCUUCGCCGCCCUGCGCCGCGCCUACCGCCCGCAGCAGCCGCCGCAGCCGCAGCAGCCGCGCCCCGACGACGACGACGACGAGGCCCCCGCGGCGCAGCCCCGCUUCCAGGCGCUCUUCCUGCUCUACAACCUGGGUUCACCGGAAGCACUCUGGCAGAUCCUCCAACUCCCAGAUGAUAUCCGAGGGUCCCCCGAACUCUGCACGGCCCUGGCCGUCAACUGGGCCUUCUUGGAGCGAAAUUUCGCCCGCUUCUUCCGCCUGGCCCGGGCGCUGCCCUACCUACAGAGCUGCGCCCUGCAUCAGCACCUGGGGAGAGCACGCCGCCUGGCCCUGCUCACCUUCAGCCACGGCUUCAGCGCCAGGAACUGCCGGUACCCCCUGGCUCAGCUGGCCCAGCUGCUGGCCACGGACACGCUGGAGGAGGCCGCCGACCUGUGCCGGGCGCACGGCUUGGCCAUGGGAGACGGCGACGUCGUUGUCUUCCAGAAGGGCUCCUUCAGGGACGCAGGGACGCUGGACCACAAGCCGUCGCGGCUGCUUGUGGAUGGGAAAUGGGGCAAGACGACACUGCUGGAGCUUUCAGAAGAUGUCUGCAGCUCGUGGGGACAUGUGUGAGCAGACGGCGCCUCGGCUCUGGUUUCCCCACCUGAUCUGGGAAGUGGGAUAAGCCGUGGGCGUCUCCCCUCCCUCAGCGAGACCGUGGCUGGCGCCCUAUAGGCAGCCAAAGCGGGGCUGAGAACGGGUUGUACUAUUUUAUGCCACCGCCUGGACCCUAAAAUAAUCUUCAGAGGCCGUUCUCCAAGGAUGCCCCCGGCAAACGAAGUGAAGCAGGUGACUACUCCGGAGAGGGCCUUUUCCGUGGUGGCUCCCCGGUUGGGGAAUGCCGAUGUCGUGGUCCAUUCGGGGCUAGGUGAAGGCCUUGUUCUCUCCCCAGGCUUUUAAAGUCCUGGGAAAUGGUGUCAGCGUGCUUUUACAGCCUUGUGCUGCAGCUGGCUUGUUUUCGACUUCGGUUUUAUUCUGUUUUUAAGGUUUUUUUUUUUUUUAAUUAUUGUAUUUGGUGGUUUUAAGUUCGGUGUGGGGGACCGCCCAGAGAGCUUCUGCUAAAGGGCGGUGAAGGAAGGAAGGAAGGAAUUCUGCAGGUGCCACAUUUAAAUACUGCCCUCCACAACAAACCUCUCCCUGUAAGUAGAAAGCUAGCACAUCAGGGAGAGACGAUCCAGCAAAGUUCUUUGGCUCCUCUGCUGGUUUCCUUUCUGUGCAGAGUUCUUCACGGAGGGCGGGGGGCAUUCAAAAAUGUGACACACCCCUGAGUCAGAAGUAGUACAACGCAUUCUUUCCCCUCCCACCCCAGUUCUGCUGCGUGCAUAGUUGGGUCUUUGCUCCUUUCGCAGAGGCGCUGUGCCAUGAUGCCUCUUGCAACGCGUUUGGUUAGCCCGAAGUGGCUUAUGUCUCACUGGGGCAACUCUGCAACUAAAAAUCCAGGGGGUGUUUGCAGAUCCGGAAGGCAGAGCGGCGUUAAGGCCAGAACUUUUGAGAAGGAGGCAUAGGCAGCUGAAACGGCCUUGUCUGGGCGCAUUCAUUCACACGCUCUGUAUGUGCGGGGCGCCUCUGUUUCCUUAGUGCGUGGUUGCGGGAGAGUAUUUGUACUCCCUGAAAGCAGCCAAUCCUAAACUUGUUAGGGUAAAAGGAAUAAAAACGCCUCCCUUCUGGAUCCUUGUUCUCCCCCUCCACCCCCAUCUUUCCUUUGGGCCAAGAGAUCAAGUUUUUCAGAUGAAAUGCUCAUCUACCUUAACAUGGUCCAUGCUGGCUGUGGCUGAUGGGAUUUGGAGUCCCCCCCCAAAAAAAAUGCCUGGUGGGCCACAGGUUCUGCACUGACUGGCAACUCUCCAGGGCUUCAGAAAGGGUCCUUUCUCAGCUCUACCUGGAAAUGGAAUCAGUUGGCCUUAUGCACACAACGCAGGUGUGCAACACUCGGAGUGGCCCAAGGCUAGGGGUGGCUGGUGGCUUUGAUGCCAGUGAGGUGGUGAAUCCGCUCCGGGUUUCAAUUACAACUGGUCAGAAUUCUAAAGGGUCUAUCUAAGGUGUAAAGUGUUCGGACCGGUUCGGACCGAAACUCAGAGCAGAUGCACUGCCCAGCUGACAUCGGAGUCACCAGCCUCCACUCUGUAGAGAAGACUUUCUACGUCCUGACACAGAAGGCUGAACUGCGUGCGAAUUGGGAGGUGCGGGGCGGAAUUCCUCAUAGGUAGAAGAAUUGGAUGCUGAGGUCCGGUUGAGUUGUCCCGUGACCACGGUGGAGGAAUAUGUGGCAAUUCUCCGUGAUAGCGUCUGUGAGUUCCUAAGGGAUUUGGGAAGAGGGAGUCCGGUUGGACCACUCCGGCAAAGUGUGGGAGCUCUGUUAAUGCCGUUUAAUUAUGUGUGUUGUUAUGAACCUGUUUCUUAGUUGGUGCUAUUUGUAGCCUUCGCCAAAGUGCAAGACGGAGCCAGUGCUGGGUUUCUUCUUUUCAAAUAUCGUGUGACAGUUCUCUGGCUUCCUCCUGCGGAAAUCUCAGCUGCCGAUGCCAACGAAAUAAAACCCUUGCUCAGUUGCCUCAGUGGGUGGAA